GUCAGCUACAUUCAUGCUAUGCACUAAUCAGGACCCCAAUAAUUAAACAUCUGAGCUGAAUCCGAGCUAAUAAAGAGUAGUAACUUGCAGGUUUAAUCAAUUAUUUGCGACUGUUGUCCGCACUCACUUGGAGUUCAGCUGUCCUGCUGCUCCGCCUUCACGGACCAGCAGGAGGUAUAUAAGUACGGUCACGGAGAAGGAAGGAGACAGAUAACGGCGAAGGAACCGUGAAUUACUAAAAAGGGUAGCAACAAAAGUGCGAGUUUGUGCUUCGUGCGGAUACGCACAUCAGUUGGUAAGAAAUCGGGCUGCUAAAGUGGGUCCCUUGUGUUUCCUGCUCCUUAUUCAUCACGUCUGUAUUUACUCUACUUCCCGUCUGAACUCCGUAUUUUACAAUGGGAAACUCAUCCAGCAAGGAUUAUGAAAAACUGGAUGCCGCAGAACCCAGUACUUUGAAUAUUGCCGUGGUUGGUGAGGCGGGGGCUGGUAAGUCUUGUCUUGUCAAUAUGCUGAGGGAUUUGUCUAACGAAGAAAAUGCUGCUGCCACUAGAAGUAUAGAAAUGACAAUGGCACGUGCAUGGUAUCCCCAUCCAAGUAUUCCUGAUGUCUUUUUCUGGGAUCUCCCAGGAACAGGCAGGCGUAACUUUCAUGCUAAAAACUAUGUUAAAGAAAUGCAUUUCAAAAGCUAUGACAUCUUUAUUAUUGUUUCCUGUUGUCGAUUCUCAGAGAAUGAUGUUGACCUUAUCAAAGAAAUAAACAAACUGAAUAAACCAUUUUACUUUGUGAGAAGCAAAAUCGACAACGAUAUAUAUGCAGAAGAACAAAAGUAUGGGAAUGUUGAUCCACAGAAAGUCAUGAAUAAGAUUAGACGUGACUGUACUUGUAAACUUUUGAGCCUGGGAGAAGAGUUUCUGGAAAUAUUCUUGAUAUCAGGAUUUCAUCAAGACAUGUAUGACUUUCCCAAACUAAUAAGCACUCUUGCAAGAGAUGAGAAGAUUCUUGAAUUUAUUUCUAAGCAAAAAUCCAAAGAAAAGAAUGAAAACACUGAGAAAUUGGAUGAAGCCUAUAGACAAGGAAACAGUGAAGCUGUUGCUGCUACUGCUGCCAAACUUAUGAAGGCGGAAGAAGCUGUCAUGUUACAUGUUGCUGUAACUGGAAGCACUGGAACAGGAAAAUCGAGUCUCAUAAAUGCACUGCGGGGCCUGAAUGACACAGAAGAAGGAGCAGCAAAAACUGAAGUCAUGGAAUGCACCAUGGAACCAACACCAUACCUACAUCCUGACCUCCCUAGGGUCAUAUAUUGGGAUCUUCCAGGAAUAGGUGGUGCAAAAAUCACAGCAAAACAAUACUUACAAAACAUGAAGUUUGAACGCUAUGAUUUCUUUAUUGUUGUUAUUAGUUCUUGUGUAAAGGAAAAUGAUAUGAAUAUAGUUGCAGAGUUAAGACGUUUAAGAAAACCAUUUUACUUUAUCCGAAGCAAAAUAGAUGAAGAUAUACGUGCAGCCCAGAAGAAAAAUAACUCAGUUAAUGUGGAGGAUGUCCUUGUGAAAAUUAAGGACAGCUGUGUUAAUGAAUUAAAUAAAGUAGGAAAAUUACAGGAACAAUCAGUAAAGGUUUUCCUUGUUUCAAGAUUUGAUUUAGAGAAUUAUGACUUUGCACAGUUUAAAACUGAACUUUCAAAAGAACUGCCAAAACAAAAGAAUGACAUCUUUCAGCUUUCACUUCCUAGUUUUAGCCAUGAGACAAUAGAAGAAAAAAAGAAAAUUUUAAAGAGAAGUAUUUGGUUAGUAGCUGCUGCUUCUGGAGGAAUAGCAGCAGUGCCAAUCCCUGGGCUCUCCUUUGCAUGUGAUACUGCGAUGAUAGCUAGUUCUGUUUUGAGCUAUCGCCUGUAUCUAGGGUUGGAUAACAAAUCUUUAAGUACAUUAGCCAGGAGAGUUCAAAAACCUGUUAAAAAACUGAAGAGUCAAAUACAACAUCCCUUACUGCAGGGAGAAGUAACACCAGAUGUUAUCACAAAAUUGCUGCUUUCAACCACCUAUGUUGGAUUGAUGUCUGUUGAAGAACUAUUCCAUUUUAUACCGGUUUUUGGUAGCUUAGUUUCAGCCCCUUUAUCCUGUAUGUUAACAUUCAGAAUUCUCAAUGACAUUCUUAAUGCAUUUACUGAAAAUGCUCACAAAGUAUUAGAUGAAGCUCUGAAAAAAUAAAGCCAUGCUUCUUCUUAGCUGGAAAGUAAAGACACCAAAGACAUACUAAAUAGUAUGUGACUUACUUUUAUACUGCCCAAAUUUAAGCUAAGAAUAAAGUCAGCAGCAGUAACAUUGUUGAUUUUUUGAACUAGUGGAGUUGGAAAAUAAUUUUGUAGUUUAGUCAGUAGUGCUCAUGGAACUCUUGCAUAAUAGGUUUGCGGUUUUUACAGACAUUUUAAAUCCUGAAGCAGUUUUAAAUGAACAUGCAUCAUUCUGCUAUUGCUGAUUUAUUGAUAUUUGUUUAUUUAUUUCCAUUUGUUGACUAGAAAAGUCUGACUAGGAAAAAAAUAUUUUUAGCAGAGGCCCAGGGGAAAUAAGCUCCAGACGAAGUUGGUCAAUGUCAUAAAUUAAUGCAGACAGUAAAAGUCACUUGGGAUAACAAUUGCAGCUCAUUGGCAUACAUUAUAGGUUCAUAGGUGUUUACUAGGCUAAAGACCACACGGGCCCUUUUAAGCCUAGCCAUGCAUCCCA
Messenger RNA from Protopterus annectens (West African lungfish), 2717 nucleotides. Its product is annotated as T-cell-specific guanine nucleotide triphosphate-binding protein 2-like. The transcript is spliced from 4 exons. Gene Ontology annotation, molecular function: GTP binding. The record is from RefSeq and is a predicted model, not a curated record. Gene Ontology annotation, cellular component: membrane. Bases 396 to 2204 code for a protein of 602 amino acids. Lineage: Eukaryota; Metazoa; Chordata; Ceratodontiformes; Protopteridae.